AACGAUACGUGUAUCACCACAGUCAACGCCCCUCGAUCUUCUGCAUAACGCACUUAUCUGCCCGUCAGCCCACUAAGGACAACCCCACACGCUCUCAGGCUCACAGCACGCCCCUCCGUCGUUGAACAUGGCGUCCUUUUUCUCCAGCGUACGCCAAGGGCUAGCUGGUCGAUCCAACAAGAGCAAUCAGCAACAACAACCAGGCAAAAGCGGCACACCUCCACCCACUGGACAGUACUCUCAGUCGCCUACAUCACAGCAGGCUCCCCAACCUCCUAUGCCCCAUUCCCCUGCAAUGUCGGCCUCCAUGUCGUUUGAAGCUGGUGCGGAAAGUCCCGCCCAAUCUGGCAACCGCAGACCGCCUUUCUUCUUCCGUGAGGAGUACUCCAACUUGAUUGUCAAGGGUAACUUCAUGACCUUGGCCGCGAAGCCAAAGCUUGUCGAGGAGGGUGAAUGGCUUGCACAUCAAGUUGUUGAACAGUACAGACUACUCGAACAGAUGAUUGAAGUCAUCAAGGUUAUCGAUGACCGAACAGGCAAGCCAGUCUGUAAUCCAGAUGUUUGCCCAACCAUGUCGGCCAGCGGACACACAUACACAUGGCUCGAUAACAACAAGAAGCCCAUCAAAAUUCCUGCCAUCCAAUACAUCAACCUAGUUCAAAAAUGGAUCGUCGGCAAGAUCAACGACCCUUCCAUCUUCCCCACAGAUACUACUCCCAUGAUCCUCAACCCCUCCUCUGGCAACCCAGCUUCUCCAUCCUCCGGGCAAAACUGGCUCGGUAAAUCCUCCGGGUUCCCUGAGACCUUCGAGGGCGACAUCAAGAGCAUCUACCGCCAAAUGAUGCGAUGCUACGCACACAUCUACCACGGCCACUGGCUGGAGCCGUUCUGGAACGUCAACGCGUACAAGGAGCUUAACACGUGCUUCAUCCACUUCAUCAACGUCGGGCGCCUGUACGGCCUGAUCGGCGAUAAGGAGAUCGAGCCCAUGCAGCCGCUGAUCGAUCUGUGGACAGAGAAGGGCCUCUUGCCUGCGCCUACGCAGCCGGGCGCUCAGAUCGCGGCUCCUGCUCCUGCUGCUUGAACAGCGAUGAAGCGGGCUAGUGGAGAAGCGUUGGCCAUUUGACAUGGCGGACCUGGGGUCUGUGACCGUGGGCAUGGUGGGCUGCGAGUGUACGGCGGUGCCGAGGGUUUGGUUGGCGUUCGGGGAUCAUAUAGGCAUGCACAGCAUAGAACAAUGAAGGAAUAUGGAUUCACAAGCGUGGCUGCAUG
Molecule: messenger RNA, 1272 nt
Organism: Boeremia exigua
Lineage: Eukaryota; Fungi; Ascomycota; Dothideomycetes; Pleosporales; Didymellaceae
Product: protein kinase-like protein activator
Exons: 4
Coding region: 128-1084 (318 amino acids)
Biological process (GO): signal transduction; cell division; positive regulation of protein phosphorylation
Cellular component (GO): cytoplasm; nucleus
Molecular function (GO): protein kinase activator activity
Source: RefSeq, a predicted model, not a curated record